AUGUUUAAAUUUGUGAGUGGAGCAUUUUUAAUUCUUUUCAUUCCAACGUAUACAUUUGCAAAUGUUGUUGAGGGUUGGAAUGAUCCAGGCCCACGGAAUGUAAGACCAGGUCCAACAAUUCGUAUUCAACAAGGACUUAUACGAGGUGAAAUUGAGUUUUAUGAUAUAUUUCGAAGUCACAUAAGCUACAAAGGCAUUCCUUACGGUCAAGCUCCUGUUGGUGAAUUAAGAUGGCGUGCACCUAAACCUGCGCAAGGUUGGAAUGGAAUUCGUAGUGGAAGUCUGUUCGGCCCAAACUGUCCACAAAUUGGCUCGCCAAUCAUAGGCACAAGACAAAUGUUUGUCACACAUGAAGAUUGCUUAUACAUUAAUGUAUUCACUCCCAAUGAAAGAAAUUUAAGAAAUUUACCGGUGAUUUUUCAUAUUCAUAUGGGCGGAUUUCAUGGUGAAAGCGGAGACGGAAAUUUGAACUCUUGGAAGUUCUUUCCGAACGAAGGCAUCAUUUAUGUGACGUUCAAUUAUCGUUUGGAUGUUCUCGGUCAUUUGAACACUGAAGAUGAACAUGCAACUGGAAACUAUGCAUUGAAGGACAUUCUUUUGGCAUUAAAAUGGGUGCAGAACAACAUUGAAGCUUUUGGUGGUGACAAGGAAAAUGUUGUGUUAAUGGGUCCAUCUAUUGGAGGUGUUGUUGUUCAAGCCUUGAUUCUUUCCGAACAUGCUCGUGGCCUUUUCCACAAAGCAAUAUCAAUGGGUGGAUCAUUAUUUCAAACUUUUGCUAUUCGUCCAAAUCCAAAAGAACGUGCAGAGUCACUAGCAAGAAGUUUAAACAUUAAUUGGACGGAUAGCAAAGACAUGGUGACGCAAUUACGACAAGUGUCGUCAGAAAGAUUAAUUAAUGCAACAUUCAAUUUCUUCCCAACUCAAAUGCCAACAUUGUUUGUUCCAAGAAGUUUUGUGCCUUCAAUUGACGCGCCGUCGACUGAUGAAAUUAAGAUUUUGCCUCAAAGUCCUGACAUUUUAGUAAGAAAUGGAACUUUUAAUGAUGUUCCAUUGCUUGUUGGCUUCAAUAGCGUUGAGAGUAUGACCAACAUGCUUUUCCCUGAUGGCAUAACAAGAUUUAAUGAAAAUCCAAACUUGCUGAUUCCUGACGCGUGGCAAAUUGAAGCAAACAGUCAAGAGGCUAAUGAAAUCAUCAAUGGGAUAAGAAGAGUUUACUUCAAUGGUUCUGAUGUCAUUCGACCUGAUAUGCUAUGGCAAUGGACACAAUUUUGUUCAGAUCGUGAGCUUAUUUUUGGUGUUUCAAAGUUGAUUGAUUUUCAUUACAAAAGGCAACCAGUUUACUAUUAUCGAUUUAGUUAUUCUGGAUCGCUUAGCUUCAGUCAAAUUCUCUUUGGUUUAGCUCAAUAUCCAGGAGCGACGAUGUUUGAUGAUCAGAUGUAUUUACAUCGAAUGAAUCGAUUUGACCUUCCCGUUCCAAGAACUGAUCAUGCUUUCAUUGUAAGACGACGAUUUAUAAGAAUGAUAAGAAAUUUUGCUUUUCAUGGAAAUCCAACUCCAAGUAGAGAAAUUUUAUUGCAAAAUAUUCGAUGGCCUCAAGUGUCCGAUAAUUUAGAUUUUGUUGAUAUUGGACAUGAUUUAGUUGUUGGAGUGCAUCCAUUUAAGGAUAGAAUGGACAUGUGGCGUGAUUUUGACCGGAGAUUUAAUAAAUUUUGA
Clunio marinus is the source of this 1713-nucleotide messenger RNA. The record is from the annotation of a GenBank genome assembly. NCBI's taxonomy places the organism in Eukaryota, Metazoa, Arthropoda, Insecta, Diptera, Chironomidae.